AUGGAUCUUCCGAAAACAUUUUCGAUGCGAGUACCAAGGGACGACCCCAGCUGGUGCACUCAAGCUGUCGUGAAUGCUCUCCAGGCUGGCUAUCGCCAUUUGGACUGCGCUUGGGAAUACGGACCGCAUUUUGCUGCACCCGAAAACGUGUGUUUUUGCCUAGAUCAAGUUCUCAACAGCAUGGGCCUCGAUUAUGUUGAUCUCCUCCUUAUUCAUUUCCCUGAGGCCCUGAAGCCGCAAGGAGAUCUCUCCCAGGCGAAAAACUUCGUUGGUGCAACAGCCGCCGAUCAGAAAGCAGCAGUUGAUACCGACGGUAAUUAUAUCCCAGACGUCUUACAUGGCCCAACGGCCAUGGUAAAAUUAAAUGGCGGCGAGGGGAGCUUUAUGCAACUGCGGGGGCCGUGGUGCGGUCCUAGAUACUAUCAAAAAAGCCUAAAGACCGGACUCCAAGGAAUCGCUGCUUUCUCGGGGACUCGGUGA
Messenger RNA from Penicillium daleae, 480 nucleotides. RefSeq lists its product as uncharacterized. The record is from RefSeq and is a predicted model, not a curated record. The transcript has 3 exons. The coding region runs from base 1 to 480 and encodes 159 amino acids. NCBI's taxonomy places the organism in Eukaryota, Fungi, Ascomycota, Eurotiomycetes, Eurotiales, Aspergillaceae.